Molecule: messenger RNA, 1521 nt
Organism: Lachancea thermotolerans CBS 6340
Lineage: Eukaryota; Fungi; Ascomycota; Saccharomycetes; Saccharomycetales; Saccharomycetaceae
Gene: PRI2
Product: DNA primase subunit PRI2
Exons: 1
Coding region: 1-1521 (506 amino acids)
Biological process (GO): DNA replication, synthesis of primer
Cellular component (GO): alpha DNA polymerase:primase complex
Source: RefSeq, a predicted model, not a curated record
AUGUUUAGACAGUCCAAGAGAAGGGUGGCUAACAGAAGGAACUUCGGCGACCAAGUAAGCCGAACACCUGGCAAAUUCAUCCUAAAUGGAAUUACAUCAGAGGAGGAAAAACAGCUUUAUCAGUCCUUGUACGAAUCCAAAUUAUCCUUCUAUGAAGUCCCCCCAAAAGGCGAGAUUACGCUUGAACAGUUCGAGCUUUGGGCCAUUGACCGCCUUAAGGUUCUUUUAGAAAUCGAAUCCUGCGUUCAGAGGAACAAAACCGCCAAAGAGAUCGAAAUCAUCGUCAAGCCCUUGCUCCAGAAGCUGUUGCCGUUCACCACCGAGGACCUGCAGGACCGGAAAAAAGACUAUUAUUCUCAUUUUAUUCUGCGGUUGUGCUUCUGCCGAUCAAAAGAGCUACGAGAGAAGUUCAUUAGGUCGGAAACCAUGCUCUUGAAACUCAGAUUUAACAUGAUGACCUCGCGUGAUCAGGCAAAGUUCGUGCAGACACUUAACCUGCCCUUCCUGCAAUUUAUUUCCGAUGAGGAGAAAGAGCAGCUUUCCACUCAGCUCUACCAAACUAUCUCGAGUUCUCUCCAGUUCCAGCUCAACCUUACUGAUGAAACAGCGCGGAGACAGUAUUUCGAGCAAGAAAAGUUCAUUAAGCUCCCCUUUGAAUCUGUGAUUGAACUUGUGGGCGCGAGGCAGGUUUUCAUAAAAAAAGGCUACGCCUACCUCCCUCAAUUCCAGCAGUUGAACCACAUUGCUAAUGAGUUCGCCAAUAUGUUGUCUCUGGCGUUGACCAAAACUUACCAGACCAUUCCUCGGUUGAAUGAGGACGACCGCCUCCUCCCUAUACUGCAUCAUUUAUCAACCGGAUAUACUAUUACAAACUUCCAACAGCACGACCAGUUUGGGCAGGCAUCUCAAGGUGAAAUAAACGCCAAAAGCGUAUACUCAAGCGCCAUUCAGGAGAACUUUCCUCUUUGUGCUAAAAACCUCAUGAGCGGCCUGAAAGAAAACCACCACUUAAGGUACCAGGGCCGUCAGCAGCUUUCGUUUUUCUUAAAAGGAAUUGGCAUGGACGUCGAUGAGGCUUUACAGUUCUGGUCAGAUGCAUUCACAAGCGGCGGCCAGAUGACACAGGAAAAGUUUAACAAAGAGUAUCGAUACAACUUCCGUCACAACUAUGGCCUAGAAGGUAAUAGGAUCAAUUACAAGCCGUGGGACUGCCGGACCAUCCUGUCCCGGCCCCGCCCGUCAAGGGGCGAGUACCAUGGCUGCCCCUACCGUGACUGGAAUGUGGACAAGCUAACUCUGGAGCUCUCGCAGGGCAUGAGCCUCAACCCCUCUCAGGUAACAAGCGUUCUCGACAGCGUCCAGCGCACGGAGUACACCAUCGCCUGUACGAAAGUAUUUGAGAUGACCCACGGAGGAUCCGCAAAUACUGAAAUUAAUGACCAGAGCCACAUCGCACACCCCAACCUGUAUUACGAGAGGUCGCGGCAGCUGCAAAAGAAAGCGGGCGCUGCAAUUAAAUAA